AUGGACAAGGGUAGUGAAGAGCAAGAUGCGGCGGUAGCAUCAAGCUCAGAACCACCAGAUGUUAAAGAGACGUCCUUAAAAGAUGUCAUAACAAUACGAUCGUCCAAUUCAUCGAAUCGUUCAAAGGCAUCAUCAGUACCACCUGACACUAAUGAUAAUGCUGCUGCUACUGCUGCCGAAAACAAUGAUAAUAAUCCUAAUAUUGAACGUAUUCCUAUGAAACUGGUUAGUCCCAUUGGUGGUGAAGCUUUCACGUUUUAUUGGCCAUUACGUGAAGCCGAUGAAUAUAGUGAAGGACUUGAGAUUAUCGAACUUGUCAAGGAAGCGUUGUCUUCAUUUCCCGAAGUGGAAUUUGUUGUACAUCGUAAGUGCUCAAUUAAUACAAUCGAUAAACGCGAUUUUCAACAAAUGAGCGCUCUCUUGGACACAUUCAACAAAUCAAUUGGGACAAUAUCACAUUUGUGGAAAGGUGCGACGAAGCCGGGUGGUGAAAUAUGGUCAACGGAACGUGCAGAUCCGUCGCUGUUGAAGCACAUAUGUGCUCGUGCUUACAAUCGUGCAGUUGAUAACGUUCAUCUACUCAACAAUCACUACAAAGCGUUCUCAUCCGAAACCUAUGGAGAAACGUCAUUCGAACGUAUGCAAAGUAUUAUCGAGGAGAUUGUUCCCAAAGAACGAGAUGUGUUCGUUGAUCUGGGCAGUGGUGUGGGUCAACUUGUGAUUCAUAUGGCUGGCGGAUCGAGAGUGAAGAAGGCAGUUGGCAUUGAAAUUGCUACGUUACCAUGCAAAUAUGCUGACAAUCUCAGUGCUGAAUUCAAGAAGUGGAUGAAAUGGUACGGUAAGAAGUUUCGUCCAUUUGAACUGUUUGAGGGGGAUUUUUUGAGUGAACAGUUCCGCGAUUUGAUCACCAAAGAGGCAACCAUAAUUUUCAUCAACAACUAUGCAUUCACUGCAAUGCUGGAAAAUAGAAUUAAGAGAGAACUGUUAUCAGAGUUGAAAGAUGGUACACGAAUAAUUUCAACAAAACCGUACGGAACACCGAAUCGAUCGAUCACCAACCGUCAAUUGAAUGAUAUCUCGGCUAUAUUGGACGUUCACGAGAUGGUUGAAUGUGAGAACGCAUGCUCAUGGACAAGCAACUAUGUGCCUUAUUACCAUCACACAAUCAAUCGAGCGAAGCUUGAGAAGUACUUUCUGUCGCAGCGUAAUCCCAUAUUACGUCAUGAUGGCAUUGGAUCAGAAGGAAGUCGACGCUCAUCAACGUCCAGUAAAACGUCACGUGAAAGUGCACCUGGCUCGUCGAAUGCAUCUCGUGAAUCCAGUGUCUCAUUACCACCUCGUCGAAGUAGCACACCAACACGUGCGCUCAGCAACAUCAACAACAGUACCCUUCGUAAAAGCCGUACCAACAGUAAGUCACCAAAUCCACGUCAACGAGCCUCACCACCGCCGAAUCAUUCAGAUGAUGAUGAUGAGCAUGCCAUUGGUCCAACAACGCGUCGUAAAUGGCAAGAGUAUUGCUCAACGAAGAGUAGUAAAGUUGAUAAAACGACGGUACAUGCUCAUAGCAGUAGUACUGUGACGAGUUCAGAGAAUGACCCAGCUGACGUGGUCACCAAAUGGCCUACUCCUGAUAGCGAAUACUUGCCGCCGUCAAUUAAGAAAAAGAAGACUGGUGCGGGUAGAGGACGUCCGCGCAAGAAUCCCCUUCCAUCAAAGCCAAUUCGUGAAGAAACAAAAGAGGCGAUCGAUUUGAUGCAUCAGAUGACGCGCACUGCCACAGCACGCCCUACCUCACCAGUUCGUGAAUCUUCACUCAUCGUCACUGACCUCUCAACAACUGCAGCGACCAUACAACAAACUGUAGCGCCUUCUCUGGACGCUGAUAAUGCAAAUCUAACUCAUUCCGAUACACUUCAUUCUAGCAAAUAUCCGGCACUUAAUCUUUUGCUUGAAUGGCUUCGCAAGUGUUAUGAAGCUCACAUUGAAGCAAUGGCAUGCCCGAACUAUAUGGCCCGUAUAACGAGUCAAAUUGAUGGCUUAAGAAUGCAACAAGCGUCAAUGCACGCACGGAUUGAUUCGUUGCACAAGCAAAUAACGCAGUUAUUGGGUAGUGGUGUACGAUGUUUACAUGCUCGUCUCGAUGAGUUGGGCAUUGAUGCAAAUACGCCUUCGUUACUUCUUGAAAGUGCAAAAGACAUUGUUGCACGUCAUAAAAAGAUCACUGCAGAAUGUGCUGCAUUGGAGAAUGAGAUUACCGCAUUGGAUUUGUCAAAUAAGCAAAUGGAAGUGCGUAAACGUCGUCGUGAGGAGAGUAUGUCGACUGCAAACGUCCCCAACGAACGACCACCGAUCUAUGCACCAUCAAUUGCGAUCGCUGCCGAAAACUACCAAGCACUUGAGAAUCAGAACAAAAAUAUUAUGAAUCGUAUGGCUGCGCUUGCUGCAAAGAUGGAAGUGUUGCCAAGUGGUGAUGGAGUAGCGACGUGUGUUGGUGAUGCAACAGCAACGCAAGCACACGACAUCUCAUCGUCGUGUGCCUCAACCGCAUCCGACAUAGUGCAGCAGCAUACAACACCCAGCACUCUUGCCUGCUAUACCACAAAUAUUGUCAGCAGUCAACCUCAGUCCAUCACGUCAGUGUCGAGUACAAGCCAGCAACAACAACAACCGCUCAUUACAACUACAAACCCAUUGAAACGUGCACGUAGUCGUACGUCACGCAGUGGACCAGCUAAUAAACGUCUCAUAUCAACCAGUGGCAAACUUCCUAAUGAUCCGAAAGAAGAAGAGGAAAUGGAACGCAAAAUCCAGGAUAUUGUUGCGAAAGCACUCGAGGUGGACAGUGCAGCGAAGUGGGCUGAGAAGGAACGUCGUGCGCGUGGUGAGAAGCGUAAAGAUAAGACGAGUGGUAAUGCCGUGGCUUCGGCAUCUGGAGCAGCACGUCGCACUGAUGACACGUUGAGUAGAACGCCAAGUGUGGCUGCAUCAGUUUCAGAGGCUUGUGUUUCAGGUGCAACGAUGUUGAGCCCAUCGAGAACAUAUGAAGGUGGCAACGUGGUUGGGGGGCAAUCGUCGGCUGCAAUUAUGACGGCAUCAGCCGAAGUGGAUAGCGCAAGGUCUGAUGAAGACUGA
Molecule: messenger RNA, 3135 nt
Organism: Anisakis simplex (herring worm)
Lineage: Eukaryota; Metazoa; Nematoda; Chromadorea; Rhabditida; Anisakidae
Source: the annotation of a GenBank genome assembly